GCGAUUCGCCGAAACCCCAUCAUUUUCCCCUCCAUCAAAGACGGCUUUGCUUGUAUGCAGCGCACUCGCCGUAACCGGGCAGGGGCGAAUGGAGAGAAUGGAGGCGCCCACCGAUGCUGCACGCGCGCAAGUGUAUGUGACAGAGGCAUCAUUGUAAACUUCACACACCGAGAGCCGAUGCGCGUAUUCGCCAGCAUAAGUUUCGGCUGCAUGUGUGUGCACGGUUGGGCUCUUGGUUAGUUUUUCCCUUGUACUAGCUGCUUUCCCGACAGAGACACCAUUGUGAAUCCACAUCCCUCAGACAGUGCUGGUUUUUUUUUCUGUUGUGUGCCGAUGGAAAUCCGUAUUCCAGUUGUUUUGUUCUUUAUUACCAGCAGUAGUCUGGCGCCAUGAAAUCGGAACACAAGUCUUCAAACUAAUCGGUAACUGAGACACCCCAAAACGGAAACCACCCCAGAUUGACCAGUGACGCAAAAUUGUGCGCGUGUGGCGGCCAUUAGAAAAGGCACGGUGUAUAUGGCCCCCAAAAAAAAAACGGCACCAGCUAAGUACCGCCGUUAGUUUUUCUGUGUAAAAUUGUCUCAUUACGCUACAGCCCCGUCUAGUGCGUGAGCGUGUGUGCGUAUGUGUGUACGUGCGGUUUAUUUUGGAUGUGCGUAUCGCGUCACAAUCGCAGUGGUUGCUGCUCUUUUGGUUGCCAUUGGUUUUCCCAAACGAAAAAAACGCAUUCGCAAUACGCGCAGCCGGUGGCAUCGGGUGUGAGUAUUUCCGUGCUGCAAUACGCUAGUGGCAUCAAAUUACCGUAGAACUUCAAGCUGGAUAAAGAAGGAAGGGCGUUGUAAAAUCAUUCCUACGGGAAAAUCGUCGAGUGGUGCUGCUACUACUACUGGACACCCACCCCCUCCAUCCCCUAUCUUUAUGGACGCCAUUACGGAGUGGUCGCUGCUGCUGCUGCUGCUGUUGUGUGUGUGUUUGUAGUUGUGUGCGCUAUUGUUAAAGAGCAGCAGAUAUUGUACGGGCCACAACGCCACGAUCGCCCGGUGGUCAGUAAGAAAAGUGCAUUUCCUCUAAGUGAUGAAUUUCUCGGCCUUCGGUGGACCGUUUUCGGGUAUCCAUCAGUUUGCGGCCAAAUUUGGCAGCAAUGAUGGUGCGUUUACCAGCACCAACAGUGCACCGGGAAAUGGUGCGGCCGGCGCUAACGGGGUCGGACUCGGGGCAGCCGCCGGCAAUAAUGGGGUGGGUGGAGUGGCCGGCGCUAAUCUUGGCCAGCAGCAGCAGGACCUGAACAACCGGUACCACGGUGCUACGAACGGAAACCAUUUCAAUCAGAACACUACCUCAAUGGUUAAUACACCGAUGUCCUACGGGCAAAACAUGGCACAUCCUUACGGUGGUGCGAAUCAGCAAACCGCCAACGAUCACACCACCUUCGGCAAUGGUAACGCCGCGAUGGGCAACGAUCACCAGUCAAAAGUCACCAAAGGAGGAGGAGGAGCAGGAGGAGGAGGAAAUGUGCUGAAGGUGGAUCGGGACGACAUGAUCAACCAGCAAAUCCUGCAAAACGUUAACCAAUCCUGGCAAACGCUAACCAAUCCCUCCAACACGGUCGACUACUCGUCCCAUCUGCUGUCGGCCACGCUACCCAUCUCUAUCCAACAUCUGCUAAAGUAUUCCGAAACGAUCAAGAAGGAACCGAACAGUGGCUCGAUCGCCGGCUCCGGCCUUAACUCACCCGGUCCGCUCAGCGGUCUGAUCGGGGUGGAAACGAACGCGUUCAAUGUGCAGAAAGAUUUGCUAAGUCUCAAGAAUGGUUCGAAUUUAAAUCUGGCGCUGGGCAAUGUGGCGGUCAGUGCGGCUGCUGCAAGCCUUGGCCUAAACCAUCAACACUUGAUGCAGCAACACCAUCAGCAGCAGCAGCAACAUUCGGCAAACCAUCACACCGACAACGGGUUCGUUAAUCAGCAAAUGGCCGCAAAUGGACAAAGUUCCGAUGCGCACAAUUCUAGCAGCAGCACCGUCAAUGGUGGUGGGACGGCAGCGAAUGGAGAUGAGGCGAACGUGGGCUCUACCCCAGCCAACGGUAAAACUAAAACGAAAAAGCAAAAGAAACGUAAACCGCCGAAGGAAAAGAAACCGCGCCCAAAGCCGGGCCAGAUACGGGAGACGAAGGCGCUCGAUGGGUCGCCACUGUUCUGCUGUCCCGAGUGUCAGAUGGCUUACCCGGAGCGAGGUUUGAUCGAGCAGCACGUCAUCUCGCACGCGGUCGAGCGUCGCUUCGUGUGCGACAUCUGUAAUGCUGCGCUCAAGCGGAAGGACCAUCUGACCCGCCAUAAAUUGUCGCACAUUCCCGAUCGUCCACACAUUUGCAGUAUUUGUCUCAAGUCCUUCAAGCGCAAGGAACAGUUAACACUUCACAUCGUAAUACACACCGGCGAGAAGAAGCACAUCUGUGGCGAGUGUGGUAAAGGAUUCUAUCGUAAGGAUCAUCUGCGCAAGCACACCCGUUCCCACAUAGCACGACGCGUAAAAUCGGAAAUGUCCGCUUCGAAUGGGACUGGCGGUGGUAGCGCUAGUGGCACGGCGAAUGGUAAUGCCAACCAAGCCAACAGCACACUGGCGGGUUCGCUGAUGGCCAGCAAUAUGCAAGGUGCCCCGGUGACUGCCUCCUGAGGGUCGUACAAAGACUUUUGGUAAGGUGUGUCAGUUCCGCAAAUCGAUCGACUGGUGGGUGGCGCACGGAACCGUUACUGCACUGAUAGUCAUUUUGUUUUUGUCGAGACGGUGUACGAUUUCCGGUUGGAUAAUAAGACCGGUGAAAACUACCAAACAAGGAUUUCAAGAUUCCUUUCACAUUUCCCCAAUCGACGACAUCAGUGCUUAACUAUCUGUCGUACACACACACACACAAUCGAGGAGCUAUCACUCUAACCUUAUCACUAGUCACGACGAAUCCUUUACCAUGGGCGGCGAACUACUAUUUCAAAAUGCAAUCUUCUCCAAUGUGGUCCGUCCAGCACGAAGCUGGUGGGGUAAAUUUUAGGAGAUUAUAUUUUGAAAUAUCCUCACUCCUGGGUAGGGGAACGGAUGGCAUCAUCUAACACGAUUACGCUACGUUGCUUUAGCGUGCAAACUACCCUAUCUGUAUGUUACUAGUCACGAGAGCCGUGUUUAAAGUGCCGGCAGAUCUAAAAAAAACCUUCCCGAAAACCGAUGUGUAUGUUUCCAACCGAAGGGGAUUAAGAAAUAAUUUAACAUAUUUUAUACGCAUUCCAUAUGUGACGAAUGUAUACUACUGUUUGCAGCAGGAACUAAGUACAUUGCUUUCGCGAAUUCUAUAUGCAAUCCUAAAAUGAACAAAAAACAAAAUACUGAACCUGGAGGCUAGAGAGGCCUAGUCUAGCCUAGACUCGCCUAAAAGAAGCAGCAAUAAUUUUGAAAAUCAUUGUGUGACAUUUUUUAAAGGUCAAGCAGCGUUAUUGGGUGUUUGUGUAUAUAAGGCGUACGUUAAUAAGCGAGGUAAAGCAAAUGAAUUACUUUGAUUUUUUAAACCAUUAAAACAGAGAUGCAGGGGUUUUUCAGUUGAUAAGGCAAUAGCAUAGCAUUUUUAUGACAGACUUCUUAGAUGGAAUGGCAACCAAAGCUAGUUGAUAUGGAAACGG
Molecule: messenger RNA, 3659 nt
Organism: Anopheles stephensi (Asian malaria mosquito)
Lineage: Eukaryota; Metazoa; Arthropoda; Insecta; Diptera; Culicidae
Gene: l(3)neo38
Product: zinc finger protein 717
Exons: 4
Coding region: 1075-2670 (531 amino acids)
Biological process (GO): regulation of DNA-templated transcription
Molecular function (GO): DNA-binding transcription factor activity, RNA polymerase II-specific; RNA polymerase II cis-regulatory region sequence-specific DNA binding
Source: RefSeq, a predicted model, not a curated record